Myripristis murdjan (pinecone soldierfish) is the source of this 2567-nucleotide messenger RNA. RefSeq names its product phosphoglucomutase 5 (gene pgm5). Bases 346 to 2049 code for a protein of 567 amino acids. The record is from RefSeq and is a predicted model, not a curated record. Gene Ontology annotation, cellular component: cell-substrate junction; sarcolemma; adherens junction. NCBI's taxonomy places the organism in Eukaryota, Metazoa, Chordata, Actinopteri, Holocentriformes, Holocentridae. Gene Ontology annotation, molecular function: phosphoglucomutase activity; magnesium ion binding. Gene Ontology annotation, biological process: striated muscle tissue development; carbohydrate metabolic process; myofibril assembly. The transcript is spliced from 11 exons.
GGCAGAGCAGAGUUUUGCUGAAUAUACUGUAGUCAUAAGUAUUGUAGGCUACAGCUGUCUUGGCCCAUAGUGCAGGAGCACAAGGUGACAGGGUGAGAAAAAAAACUGUUGACUGGGUGUUUCUCUUCAGGGUAGCCAACUUACCCCAGUGUGGGAGUGCUGUCAUUGGAUAAGAGCCCUUCUCCUCGGCGGGGAAGAGCACUGUCACAGUCACAGCUUCACCUGGCUGUCAAGGUCCUUCUUUACUCCUAGACUGCUCUAUGCUCGGCUCCUCACUCGAGGCGUGAUCAGGGGACUUGGUAGGUUGGCUGCAUCUCCUGCGUCCUCCGUUGGGAUUUGAGGAGGAUGGAGACGAACCCUAUCCCGGUGGUGACGGUCCAAACCACCCCUUUCGACGACCAGCGGCCCGGUACCAAUGGUCUGCGGAGGAAGACGGCGGUGUUUGAGGGGAAGAAGAACUACCUGCAGAACUACAUCCAGAGUGUGUUAUCCUCCAUCGACCUGCGGGACCGACAGGGCUGCACCAUGGUGGUGGGCAGCGACGGCCGCUACUUCAGCCGUGCCGCCACCGAGGUGAUAGUGCAGAUGGCGGCUGCCAACGGGAUUGGCCGUCUGGUAAUCGGCCACAAUGGCCUCCUGUCCACCCCCGCUGUUUCCUGCAUCAUCAGGAAGAUCAAGGCCAUCGGUGGAAUCAUCCUCACAGCAAGUCACAAUCCCGGAGGCCCAGGUGGAGACUUUGGGGUCAAGUUCAAUGUGGCAAAUGGAGGCCCGUCUCCAGACACGGUCAUGGAGAGGAUCCACCAGGUGAGCCGGACGCUCGAAGAGUAUGCCAUUUGCCCGGACCUCCGCAUUGACCUCUCCAGGCUGGGACGACAUGAUUUUGACUUGGAGAACAAGUUCAAACCUUUCAGAGUGGAGAUUGUGGACUCAGUAGAGGUGUAUCUCCAAUUGCUGCGAAGUAUCUUUGACUUCAGCUCCAUAAAAAGUCUCCUCACAGGACCAGAUCAGCUCAAGAUACGCAUAGAUGCCAUGAACGGAGUGAUGGGCCCCUAUGUACGUAGGAUCCUGUGUGAUGAGCUGGGGGCCCCCGCUAAUUCUGCAGUAAACUGUGUCCCUCUUGAGGAUUUUGGUGGCCGACCUCCUGAGCCCAACCUGGUUUACGCCACACCGCUGGUGGAUGCCAUGAAAGGAGGGGAGUUUGGUUUUGGAGCUGCAUUUGACGCGGAUGGGGACCGAUACAUGAUCCUCGGAGAAAAUGGCUUCUUUGUGAACCCAUCAGAUUCUGUGGCCAUCAUGGCUGCCAACCUCUCCACCAUCCCCUACUUCAGACAGCACGGCCUCAGGGGCUUUGCCAGGAGUAUGGCUACCAGCACUGCCCUCGACAGGGUAGCCAAAGCCAUGAAGGUGGCACUGUAUGAGACUCCUACAGGUUGGAGAUACUUUGGGAACCUAAUGGACUCUGGCCGCUGUUCCCUCUGUGGCGAGGAGAGCUUUGGGACAGGUUCAGACCACAUUCGUGAGAAAGACGGUUUGUGGUCGGUGCUGGUGUGGCUGUCCAUCAUGGCUGCCAGGAAACAAGGUGUGGAGCAGAUUGUCAGGGAGCACUGGGCCAAGCUUGGGCGCAACUAUUUCUGCAGGUUUGACUAUGAAGGCCUCGACCCCCGAGCAGCCUUCUAUCUAAUGAGAGAUCUGGAGGCAGUAAUCUCAGACAAGGCGUUCACCAGCCAGAAAUUCGCCGUGGGAGACCACAUAUACAGCGUGGAGCGGGCCGACAAUUUUGAGUACAUCGACCCUGUGGAUGGAACUGUGGCUCGAAACCAGGGUCUAAGGAUCGUCUUCACCGAUGCAUCUCGUCUGGUUUUACGGCUGAGUGGGAGUGGAGGAGGGACGGGUGCCACCAUCCGCAUUUACGCCGAGAGCUUUGAAAGAGACCCUGAGAGACACAGCAGAGAGACACAGGUGGUGCUGGGUCCUCUCAUCGCCAUCGCCCUGAAGAUUUCCAACAUCCACGAGCGGACAGGGCGCCGUGGCCCCAACGUCAUCACCUGAGCAAACAAGAAAGCACACAUACACACACACACACACACACACAUGCAUGCACACACAUGCAAAAUGCAACCACCUGAACACCUGAUGCAAGAAAUUCAAAUGAGCUUUCCCUUUACUCUCGUGCCAUUUUCACAUCGCCUCUCUGUCACUUCUAUCUCUGUUGAGUCAGUCUCUGUUUUUGUGCCUCAUUUCUGAAAAUGAUGGGAAAAAACGUGCACUGCUGACUACUGGAGCAUGUCAGGUUCACAAGGAAAAAAAUAGUCGCACGCUCUUUUCUCACUUGUUUGUUGGCCACCGUCAUCUGUCUUAGUUGUUGAAAACUAAUAAUAUUUAGUGGCCAAGCCAUGAAGGCUAUUUAAGUCCUCUAUGAAUCAGUAAUGAAUACAAAAAGUAUAUUCCUAACAUAGCAACGAUAUUAUCUAUGAAUGUGCAAAGUGCCUUUAUGUUUGUGAGUUACAUUUGUCAAGAAUUGACUGCGGGAGCUUAAGGGCGUCGUCCGUUUUAAUUCACAGUGCUGU